Molecule: messenger RNA, 1984 nt
Organism: Salmo salar (Atlantic salmon)
Lineage: Eukaryota; Metazoa; Chordata; Actinopteri; Salmoniformes; Salmonidae
Product: interferon alpha/beta receptor 1a
Biological process (GO): cytokine-mediated signaling pathway
Cellular component (GO): plasma membrane
Molecular function (GO): protein binding; cytokine receptor activity
Source: RefSeq, a predicted model, not a curated record
UGCUACUUCCAGACAGUGACUAACUUUUAGCACUGUACUUUUUUGAUUUCCUGUGUGUGUGGUUGGUUUCUAGAUGAGUUAUACUGGGGCAGGAAGUUUCGAUCGUGAACACACGCUUCCACGUGCGUAGGGUAUAAUGAGAACAACACAAUGCCGGGUAUCCUUGAGAGGUCUUGUCGCCGUGACUGAAGGACCGACGUGGAAAUAGAGGGGAGGGAAGCGAUCAAGACCAGGGAUUUAAGAUAUGAUAUUACGCCUAUUUGCAUGGCAAGUUUUUCUCCUUGCAUACACCGUGUUUGCUGCACUGCCUAUACCUUAUAAUGUGAGGAUGGAUGCAGUGAACACUCGAUACAUUAUGAUAUGGGACCGGAAUCACUCCAUGGCCAAUCACAACAUCACGUUCACCGCUCAAUACAAAUUUUCUCAUACACAGUCGGACGAGGGGACCUACACAGGGGUGUGUGUCAGGAUAACUGAGGAGAGAUGCGACUUCUCUAAGGAGCUGGGCUUCAACAAUGAAUACAUACUGAGAGUGAGGGCCGAGGGCAGGGGUCAGAUGUCAAACUGGUACUGGCUGAAGUUCAUUCCUGAUGAACAUGCGGCCCUAGGCCCCCCGUCCAAUGUGACGUUCGAUCCAGGGGACGCCAUGUUAACAGUGAGCUUCAGGGAGCCAAUGGCGGAGGACAACACCCCCAUGAGCUCUAUGUUGGUCAUGUCCUUCAGUCUGCAGUAUUGGGAGAAACAUUCACCCAGCAAGAAACAAGAGAGAGUUUUUGACACCACAGAGGGAACACUGUUCCCGCUGAAGCCCUGGACAGAGUACUGCCUGCAGGUCAACGCAUUCAGCAAACCGUACAAUAAGACCAGCCCAUACACGCAGCAACAGUGUGUGAGGACCCUGGGACAACCUCCGGUGUGGAAGGUGUUGCUGGCUCUGCUGGGCUGUGUCGGUCUGAUGACAAUAGUGCCUGUCUACAGAUGCCACAAAAAGAGAAAAAGUCUUGUCUCAAAGCACACAUUUCCCAGCGGUAUACUGCAUAACACACAGGAUCCAAUAUCCCUUCUCCUCCUGCCUCGGGAGGAGAGCUGUGCGGUCACAGUUGUGAUGGCUGUACAGGUAGAGCAGACAAGCCAGGGUCAACAGCAACAGGUCAAGGGUCAGGGAGAUGUUGAGGCGGAGCAGGACAGUGGCUCCUCCUCCAUCCAGAGAGGACAAGGCAGCUCCAGUCAGGACUCUGGGAUCUACUCAGGAGAAGACAGUGGAAAGAGGAGCGCAGGGUCAACAACAACAAGUCAACCUGAAGAGAGACAUUAAGAAGAAAAAAAAUGGAUCCCCAUAGCAAACUGCUGUAGAGGGAUUAGUGGAGUUUUGGGGAGCAGCUUGGAUUCACUUUCAAGAGGAGAGCUCUUGGGGAAAUUCUCUUUUAGUCAAAUGACUUUUUAAGACUUUUUUAGACUAGCUAUAAGACCUGAUGCAUUUCUCUAGUUGAGUUUAUUGAGUUGCCUGGGAAUAAUGGCCAAUAAUGCAGGUUAUGGGAUGCAGGUUAUGGAAUGUGCUGUAUAUGUUAUCAUUUUUAUGUUAUUCCCAUGCAAUAGGAGAUAUGAAAUAUGUUUUCCUCAGAUAAUUCACAGGCCAGUUAGAGUUCCUCUGUCCAGUGUUCUUUUGCCCAUCUUAAACUUUUCUUUUUAUUGGCCUGUCUGAGAUAUGGCUUUUUCUUUGCAACUCUACCUGGAUGGCCAGCAUUCCGAAGUCGCCUGUUGACGUUGAGACUGAAGUUUUGCGAGGACUAUUUAAUGAAGCUGCCAGUUGAGGACUUGUGAGGCAUCUGUUUCUCAAACUAGACACUCUAAUGUACUUGUGCACCGUGGCCUCCCACUCCUUUCUAUUCUGGUUAGAGCCAGUUUGCGCUGUUCUGUGAAGGGAGUAGUACACAGCGUUGUACAAGAUAUUCAGUUUCUUGGCAAUUUCUCGCAUGGAAUAGCC